Fusarium proliferatum ET1 is the source of this 1875-nucleotide messenger RNA. RefSeq lists its product as uncharacterized. Bases 1 to 1875 code for a protein of 624 amino acids. The record is from RefSeq and is a predicted model, not a curated record. Lineage: Eukaryota; Fungi; Ascomycota; Sordariomycetes; Hypocreales; Nectriaceae. The transcript is spliced from 4 exons.
AUGGACUAUUCACUAUCUCCCCAAGCCCGGGCGACCAAGUUCUUCAAUGAAGUUGUUACCUCGACCACCCUGCCGGGAGCGACUGAGGACUACCAGGGUCGCGAUGAUCUUGCUUACGCCCUAUCCAAGGUACCCAUGCUCACUCCUCGCAAGGUCAAGGUAAUUGCUGUCGGAGCGGGCUUUGGAGGAGUUGAUCUUGCUCGUGCGGUGCGCGUUGGCAAGCUCCCUGGCGUGGAUCUCACCAUUUAUGAGAAGAAUGCCGGCAUAGGUGGAACCUGGCAUGAAAGUAGAUAUCCUGGAUGCGCCUGCGAUGUUCCAGCUCACAGCUACCAGUAUACUUGGGCACCCAAUCCCCACUGGUCGCAUUUCUACGCGCCCGCACCAGAGAUCAAGCAGUACUUUGAGGACUGCGCUGAUCAACACGACUUGCGCUCAUACUUCAAGCUGUCACACAAAGUGGUUGAGGCCAAGUGGAUUGACGAAAGACAGGUCUGGCAACUUCAUAUCAAAAAGACCGAUGGGCGGGAUGUUGCCAUCUCCAGCCCAGGUAUCACAGACGGAGAAACUAACGACGAUUUUAUUGAUGAAUGCGACGUUUUUGUAAACGCAACUGGCUUUUUCAACAAUUGGAAAUGGCCCCGUGAUGUCCCAGGACGCGAGACUUUCUGUGGCACCAUGUUUCACACUGCCAACUGGCCCUCUGACUGGGAAAAGGAUAUCGAUGGCAAGACUGUUGCUCUGAUCGGUAACGGCAGCAGCGGCAUCCAGGUCCUUCCGGCCAUUCUAGAUAAAGUCAAGAAGAUCUACGUUCACAUCCGCAGUCCAACGUGGAUUACCUCGCGUAUCGGCGAGAAGUUCGCUGGACCAAAGGGCGUCAACUACAAAUUCACUGAGGAAGAGAAGGCUGAGUGGGCCAAACACCCUGAGAAAUAUCUCGAGUUCCGUAAGAGCAUGGAGGACGAUGUCAAUGCGCGCUUCAAGUUUUUCAUGGAUCAUACACCUGAACAGAAGCUGGCGCGCCAAUCAGCCGUUGACAACCUCAAGGCUAAACUCGACUCAAGGCCUGACAUGGCCAAACGUCUAGAGCCAGACUUUGCUGUUGGAUGCCGUCGGCCAACACCCGGAUUGGGAUAUCUGGAAGCCCUUGUAUCGCCCAAGUGCGAGGUAGUAUGGGGAGAUAUCGCCGAGUUCACACCCGAUGGCAUUCUCACAAAAGAUGGGCGCGAGUCAAAGGUAGACUCUAUCAUUUGUGCCACCGGCUUUGAGCUGUCUUAUGCACCUCGCUUCCCCAUCCUCGGAAAAGAUGGCCUCAACCUCCAAAAAGUGUGGCUCAAAGCCCCCGAGUCUUAUCUGUCAGUCUGUGCUGCUGAUAUGCCUAACUACUUUACUAUUCUCGGCCCAGCCAGCCCCCUUGGUCACGGAAGCUUGGUCACGUCCAUCGAGAUGUGCAACCGCUUCAUCGUAAGAAUGAUCAGGAAGCUCCAGACACAAAACUACUCAUCGUUCAGUCUCCGUCCAGGAGUCGCUCGGGCUUAUCAGAAUCAUGCCCUGUCCUACCUCAAGAGGACGGUUUGGGCAUCAGGAUGUACCAGCACGUAUAAGAAUGGAACCAAGGAUGGAGAGCUUCGUUCAUUGCAUCCAGGUUCACGGAUUCAGCUCUUUACACUUCUUGAGGACCCAAGAUACGAGGACUUUGAAUGGAAGAGUUUGUGUGAGGAUAGCGAUCUUGCAUUUGCGUGGCUGGCGAAUGGUUUCACAGCCCUGGAGGAGGAGAGACCUGAGGGAGCUGACCUGACCUGGUUCGUGGACCCAGCGGACAGGGACGCGAAGCCAAUUCAAUUUGAAGCCUCUCACUAUGCCAACGGGAGUGGGUAG